CCCGGCCCCGCCCGCCGGGAGGGCUCUGCCGGCCGCGGCCGCCCCGGCGCUGCCUUCCGCGCUGCCGCCGCUCGCUCGGGCCAUGAAGCCGCGGCGGGGGGAGGUGUCCAUCGCGCUGCAGCCCCACGAGCCGGGGGGGGACACGACCCCUGAGCAGCGCCCCCAGGACUACUUCGCCUGGUCCUUCUUCAACGUGCUGCUGGGGCACCUCGCCUACCUGGGCUGCCUCUGCCUGCCCGCGCUGCUGCUCUCCAUCAGGGCGCGUGACUGCAAUUUGCUGGGGGACCUGGAGGGUGCUCGGCGGCACGGCCUCCGUGCCAAGGUGUUGAACAUCAUCUGCACCGUUCUGAUGGUCGUCGCCGUGGUGUCCGUCGUCGUCCUGGCCAUCAUCCUUGUAACCUCUUCCCGGUGAUCACUGCGUGGCCACCAGCCUGCUGGCUUCCACCCUGGGGGGUGCUUCUCCCCCCAGGAUGUCCCUUUGGCCCCGCUUUGGGCGCGGGACAGCGGACACGACGCCCUGUCCCCGUGCUGCCUGCACCCUUGGGUGUCCCAGCACGGCCACCCCCUGGAAGCAGGUGGGUGGGCCAGGUUGGGACAUGGGGCACAGCCCCACUCUCUCCUUGGCUCACACGCCUGCCAGAGACCUGCUGGCCUUCCCAAUGUCUAACUCAGCUGCGCUGCGUGUCAGUGUCACUGCUGCCAC
Molecule: messenger RNA, 703 nt
Organism: Cuculus canorus (common cuckoo)
Lineage: Eukaryota; Metazoa; Chordata; Aves; Cuculiformes; Cuculidae
Product: dispanin subfamily A member 2b-like
Exons: 2
Coding region: 83-412 (109 amino acids)
Biological process (GO): response to type II interferon; response to interferon-beta; type I interferon-mediated signaling pathway
Cellular component (GO): plasma membrane
Source: RefSeq, a predicted model, not a curated record